GCGACAUUCUUCGAGCGGGGCACCGGAGGAGCUGUCUUAUAAUCUGUAUCCAUACUUGAUCCCAAUGUCUUUUGUGCUCGACUGGCCAGAACGAAUGGCCUAUGCACAUAUCUAAUGCUUGAUCGUGCUGCUAUGAUCCUCUGCUCAGACUGGUGUCUCCAGUGUCGAUCUCUUCUUGCUACUGCCCCGGUCCAUUUGCUAUAAUUACCUGACUCCUGCUGCCUUCCAUAGCUCCACUCCAUUGGUAGCAAUUAACAUCCGGGUGGCUUUUCCUCUACAACGAUACACGACUUCUCAGUGCCUUCAAUGGACUCCAGCUCGAUGAGUUCGAAUGGCGGUGGCGCAGCCAAAGUGUCGGUAACCCGAUAGCCUGGCGUCACAGCUCGCCACCUUGGGCGACAUUUCGAACCGGCUUCCACCACCUCUAUACCGUGCACGCCCGCUCUCUAUCUCGCCGAGAACUCCACCUGACACACGAUCCAUAAUAUUGAGCUGGUUCUCAACUUAGACCGCGACUCGCAACGACUUACGACGUUAGACCCAUCUCAAUCUCAGGUUCACUCACGUAAUAUCCGUCCACGCAGACCACUAUACCACACCCCGUCGUACCACACGUCCUCGUAUCCAGACCCGCCCGCCAACAACGAUACCUCACUUAUCAUCCACUCGUUUUCUCCAACUCUCCAUUACCUCAACAUGCUCGACACCCACAGCCCCGAGCGUAAACCCAUUAUCAGCCGAAUCACUCAACCCGCCGAUUCCGGCGCACUCACUCUCCAACACCAACAAUCCCUCUCCGAGCUCAACUAUCUCCGCUCCCAAAUCCAACGUACCGAACACGCCAACGCUCUGCGUCUAGAGCUCAUCGAAAGCCAGCACCAACGUUCCAUUGAGGAACUCGAGCGAAACCAUUCUCUCGAGAUCACGUUGCUCAAACAAAUCCGUAACACGCAGGCCCUCCAGUCUCACGCUCCCGGCGACUCGAAGCAUACGACAGACGAGUUGGUUCAGAAGCAUCGUGCUGAGGUCGAGAGCUUGAAGCGAGAGUUUGAGAAACGUCUCGUUGAGCGGAACGUGAAUUCCGGGAAGGAGAUUGGGCGGCAGCAUCGUGCUGAGAUAGAGACGAUCCAACGGCAGUGCGAUGUGCGAGUGAAGGAAAGUGUCCAACGUGCGACGAAAGUAGCAGCGAAGAAAGAGACAGAGCUUCUGAAGAGCGCGGAGGAGAGACAGGAGAAACAGGUGGCGGAGUUGGAGGGGAGGUUGAGGAUGCGGGAGUUGGAUUUCGACCUUGUUCUUAAGGAGAAGCAGGAAUUGGAGGAGAGGUUGAGGAAGAGGAAUUUGAGUGAUUAUUUGGCCUGUCAAGAGAGACAGGAGCUGAUGAAGAAGAUGGAGACGUCGAUUGAGGUGGCAAGGGCCAAGGAAGAGCGGUUGGAGAAGACCCUCAUGAUGAAGGUCCUCGAUCUGGAUCUUGUCAUGCUGGAGAGAGAUGGGUUGGCGAAAAAGUUGGCGGCGGCAAGGAUGCGCGAAAAGGAGAUGGUGAAAAUGAGGAGAUGCAUAGCGACUAUCAAGGGAGAGAACCGGACCCUGUGGAAGGACGUCAAAGUUUUGGAAGUUCUGAGGGGCAUCUCGCAACAUGACAUCAAACUUGCAACUAACGCGGUCUAUAACUGUGCCAACUCCCAGGCCGAUGCUUCUGACUCUUCUAUGACUGAUGCCUUGGACUACUCUAACUCGGAAUCGUCGUUCAGUGCUUUCUCCGGUGCUAGUGGUGAAGUCACUCCUGACACCUCAAUGUCUACGCACAAACGUACACGUUCCGACAGCGAAGAUUCCAUAAUGUCAUCUCGGUCAUCAUCGUUGCUGAAGCGCAUCAAGUUGGACCAGCAUCACAACUCACCCCUACGUAUUAAUCCAUCCGAACCCAGGCCGACCCCUCAAGAGAAGCCUGCCCCAACGACAGCGUCUCCUACCUCUUCUCCUUGUAGCUCAGGAGCUCUUGAGCGUCUCGACAGGUUGAGUACGAACCUGGUCUUAGACGCAUGCGACCGUGCCACUUCUACGCCGAUUAUUCUGCAUGCCGUUACUCCUUAUUUCCAAGGCGGCUGUGGUCUGAUAAUCACGCGACCUGGCGUGUUUGCGAACACGCCUAUCCAUCAGGAAAUGCGGAAGGCGGUCGAAGCUGACCAGUACAAAUUCGUGAUCAGCUUCUCAAAGGCCACCCAAGAGCCCUCGCCUCCAUCUUCCAACACCUCCGCUACUGAUUGCCCUACAUUUCCCCUCUCCCCGUACGGAUCGGGCGCCCUUCAGCACCACAUCCUCAAUUUCUGCGAUACUCUCGCUGCUACUCAGGACGCGACACCGUCGUUCCUACAUCGGCUGGUCAACAGCUCGUUCGCUCAAUCGUCGGUUUCGGAUGGCUUCAAAGAUAUGUUCCCGAUCAUGAUUUAUCGUGACCACCAUACCGGCACUGUUGUCUCUCGCUUCUUCACGUUCUCGGCAACCGACAACAGUAUUACGGGCACCGAUAAUUCGGCACCAACACAAGAUGGACCGACGGAGAGGAUAUGCUCAGAGUCGGGGACGGGAGUGCUGACAGUCGAUGGCGAAGAUCUGCAAACAGCAAGCGACUCGGGGAGUGAUAUGGAUUCGAGGAAAGUUGGGUUGAAGUCGGAGGAUCCUCUCCUUUCGGGUGUUCUGGCAACGCCCCUCGUGCCACUAUACGAGUCGGAGAGUAGUGGGAGCGAAGGAAGCGUUGUCGCUGUCGGCAUUAUGGAGACAUUGAGGCAGAUUCGGCAUAAGCACUGA
Molecule: messenger RNA, 2805 nt
Organism: Stereum hirsutum FP-91666 SS1
Lineage: Eukaryota; Fungi; Basidiomycota; Agaricomycetes; Russulales; Stereaceae
Exons: 7
Coding region: 697-2805 (702 amino acids)
Source: RefSeq, a predicted model, not a curated record